AUGCCACGUGUGCUCGCCACCGAGUCGGAAGUCUUCACGCUGGACGAUGUGGAUGUGGAUGAGAUUGACGAGUUGAAGCCAGAGCACAGGUAAGCAUGAAUGGAAGGCGCAGCUUUUUGGAAGCUAGCAAAACGUUUGUUUUUUGCACAGAAUCACAGUGCCGAAAGAAGAAGAAGAAGAGAAGAGCCGUCUGGUAGAGUGCAACUUGGACAGUGACGAAGAGGACGAUAAGACGCCGCCGCCGGAGGAGGAGGACGAUAAGGGCCAGAACAUUCGGCAGUCGAGCAACAGUGAGUGCCAACUGGCUUCUCCCUAGUUGCCUGCUCGCUCCCCUAACCAACGGGUGUUCCAGACUCGUCGACGGUGGAAUCGAAAGAGCGGUGCCGUCUGCGCGACUCGUUCGACCUCGACAACGACUCGCUCUCCGACGACCUCGACCUCCUGCCGCCGAUCCCCGGCGCUCCGAACGUCAACAGCUCGUGGUGCUCGAAACUUCAUCGCUUCAACUGCUGCAACCCGCGCAUCCCCGCCAAAUGUACCAUUAUGUGA
Molecule: messenger RNA, 549 nt
Organism: Caenorhabditis sp. 36 PRJEB53466
Lineage: Eukaryota; Metazoa; Nematoda; Chromadorea; Rhabditida; Rhabditidae
Source: the annotation of a GenBank genome assembly